Molecule: messenger RNA, 270 nt
Organism: Prunus armeniaca (apricot)
Lineage: Eukaryota; Viridiplantae; Streptophyta; Magnoliopsida; Rosales; Rosaceae
Source: the annotation of a GenBank genome assembly
AUGAGAUUUGAUCUACUUGGGCUGGAGCUCGCGGAUGCUUGUGACAUGCCAGGGUGUUGGCCAGUGCGUACGUUCAUUCAUCCUUCUCUCUUCACCGUUGGAUCCAAGGCCAAGGUUACUGAUAAAGUCAAUAUGCAUGAGGAGUUGUCUAACCAGGUUGUUUUGGUCAUCUACUUUUUGAAUGAGCUGGUCGACUCUAAGACUGAGGUCUACUUGACUGCAUGGAUUAGGAUGAGUGAACUGUGUGGAGCCCAAUUGCACGAGGGCUAA